AUGGUAUUGUUACCAAUUACUUUAGUCCUGAUUACUUUAGUACUGGCAUGGUACUUCGUUGGGACAUAUAAUGAAAAUUAUUGGAAAAAACGUGGUGUUGUCUUCUACAGCAAAAACAAAGUCUUAGGACCAAUGUGGGAUUUCUUAGUGUCACCACGUCCCCUGUUCCAAGUCUUUGGAGAUCUGUAUAAACAAUACAGACAUGAACCCGCCAUUGGUAUGGGCCAGCUAUUAACUCCAUCGAUGUUUGUCAUCAAUCAGAAAAAUGUUCAGCAAGUUCUAUCAGGUGACUUCCAAUCUUUUAAUCACAGAGGCAUUGAAAGUAUUGAAGGUGACCAACUAAGUGAUAAUAUUACCUUCAUGAAUGGUCCAAGAUGGAAGUUGAUGCGAUCAAAUAUGACUCCAUUGUUCACGGCAAACAAAUUGAAGAACAUGUAUUACAUCAUGGACAAAAGUGCUCAAGACUUCGUGCAAUAUUUGAAAAACAAUCCCAAGACGACCGAAGGUAAUUUAUUUGAAACUCUUAUGAUGUUCUGUAAUGCUGCUGUUUGUGGAGCUAUCUUUGGCAUUGGAUCAGAGUCAAUCUUCGACACACCUUUCCUCAAGGUUGCGAAAGGCUUAUCCCAAUCAAAUUUAUCGGUGAGGUUGAAAUUCGUAGGGUUUCUUCUAAGCCCGAAAGUGUGUUCAUUUUUGGGCUUAAAAAUGUUCAAAGAACAUGAAGAUUUCUUUGUUAAAUCAAUUGGUGAAGUGUUGAAACGAAGAAAUCAGGAAAAUGUUAAGAGACACGACUUUGCUGACAUUGCUUUAGCUAUACAGAAGAACGGUACAAUGAAAGACCGUACAACAGGAUACGAGAUAGAGCCUACGACGGGUAUACUCUCUGCACAGGCAUUGUUCUUCUUUACUGCUGGUGUAGAGCCUUGUGCUAAUGCAAUCUAUGCGACGUUAUAUCUUCUGAGUGUACACCCAGAAAUAUUAGAAAAAGUGCAGCGAGAGAUAGAUGAACAUUUUGAAAAAUACAAUAACAAUAUAACCUACGACGUCAUUAGUGAAAUGGAGUAUACAGAAAAGGCUCUGAGUGAAGCGAUGAGAGUAUUCCCUCCAAUUGGAUUUUUGACAAGACAAUGUGUUCAGGAUACUGUCUUACCUGUUGGUAAUAUUCGAGUACAGAAAGGAACCAAAAUGUUCACUCCAGUUUAUGAUAUCCAUCAUGACCCAGAACUGUAUCCAGACCCAGAAGUGUUUGACCCUGAGCGAUUCUCCAAGGACAGGAGACCUAAUGACGACAUUUACAUGCCAUUUGGGAUGGGUAACAGGACGUGUAUAGGUGCCAGGUACGCCAAGUUGCAAGUGCAGGCUGGCUUGGUGCACGUCUUACGUAACUUCACUGUUACAUCGAAGCAAACAGAUAAAACGGUAACAUUUACGCACGACGCGUUUAAUGUGAGACUAAAAAAUGUUGAUGUUCAGCUUAUUCCUAGAAAUGUGAAAUAG
This is a messenger RNA of Spodoptera littoralis (African cotton leafworm), 1494 nucleotides long. NCBI's taxonomy places the organism in Eukaryota, Metazoa, Arthropoda, Insecta, Lepidoptera, Noctuidae. The record is from the annotation of a GenBank genome assembly.